Molecule: messenger RNA, 4072 nt
Organism: Triplophysa dalaica
Lineage: Eukaryota; Metazoa; Chordata; Actinopteri; Cypriniformes; Nemacheilidae
Gene: fzd3b
Product: frizzled class receptor 3b
Exons: 7
Coding region: 520-2577 (685 amino acids)
Biological process (GO): non-canonical Wnt signaling pathway; canonical Wnt signaling pathway
Cellular component (GO): plasma membrane
Molecular function (GO): Wnt-protein binding; Wnt receptor activity
Source: RefSeq, a predicted model, not a curated record
UUCGCUUUAAAUAUGCAAAGACACCAGCCGUCUCUGACGCUCUUCAUGUGCACGUUUGAAUAGUUUACGAUUAUUUGUAUCAAUCAGCGUCUCAAAACAAACUCACCUCCACGAGCCGGUGCUUUAUCGUAACGUGACUUCAGCGUGUUGCGUGAUUCAAAGCCGAUGCGCGGAUCUACGCGGACAGACACGCUGUGCACUGACACAUAGUUGUUACAGGUUUCAAGUAUCCACUUCCCAGACGGACCAAACAGAGCUGACAUUUAUCAUCGAUGUAUAAAUGCUCCAGAACGCAUGCGACUGUUGAGGGUCCAGAUCAAAGCGAGCACUGACCCAAAAUCGCAGGUCAACAGGCAGGUAUCCACGAGGACCGUCUGAGAAACAGGACAGAGAUGGAAGCAGUGAAUCGUGCGGGUAUACCUUACACACUAUGGGUGUGGCAGAUCCCCGCUUAGAGAAUAAACCCUUGUGUUUGUGUGCAAGUCUUUAAUCUCGCCCGUUGGGUAUUGCCAUUCAACAAUGGGCCAUAUCCUGGAUUUACCUUCACCUGGUGCAACUGUUUAUCGUCUGCUGAUGGUCCUGUGUCUCUUCAAAACCAGCAUGUGCAUCCACAUGGACGCGGUCGGCAGUCACAGCAUGUUCACCUGUGAGUCCAUUGGCCUUCGGAUGUGCCAAGAUCUUCCCUACAAUACCACCUUCAUGCCGAACCUUCUGAACCAUUACGACCAGCAGACCGCCGCUUUAGCCAUGGAGCCCUUCCACCCCAUGGUUAACCUGCAGUGUUCUCCGGACCUCAGGCCCUUUCUGUGCGCUCUUUAUGCCCCGGUGUGUAUGGAGUACGGCCGUGUGUCUCUGCCCUGCCGUGGCCUCUGCAUCCGUGCCAAAAGAGACUGUCAGAAACUCAUGGAUAUGUUUGAUGUCACCUGGCCGGAGGAGAUGGAGUGCAGCAGAUUUCCAAACUGUGACGAGUCUUACCCUCGCGUCGAGGACCUGCUCACGGUUGAUGACCCCACCGACCAAUCGCCCAUGUCUGUUCAGCGCGACUAUGGUUUCUGGUGUCCCCGCGAACUGAAAGUCGAACCCGAGCUGGGCUACAAAUUCCUUGGUGUGCGCGACUGCUCCCCUCCCUGUCCCAACAUGUACUUCAGUCGCGAGGACCUCGCCUUCGCCCGCUACUUCAUCGGCGUGGUGUCCAUCGUCUGCCUCUCCGCCACGCUCUUCACCUUUCUCACCUUCCUCAUCGACGUCACGCGCUUCCGCUACCCGGAGCGGCCCAUCAUCUUCUACGCCGUCUGCUACAUGAUGGUGUCGCUGGUCUUCUUCCUGGGCUUCCUGCUGGAAGACCGCGUGGCGUGUAACGCCGCCAACGCCGCUCAGUACAAAACCUCCACCGUCACCCAAGGCUCGCAUAACAAGGUCUGCACGCUGCUCUUCAUGGUUCUCUACUUCUUCACCAUGGCGGGCAGCGUGUGGUGGGUCAUCCUGACCAUCACCUGGUUCCUGGCCGCCGUGCCCAAAUGGGGCAGUGAAGCCAUCGAGAAGAAGGCCCUGCUCUUUCACGCCAGCGCGUGGGGAAUCCCGGGCUUGCUGACCGUAACCCUGCUGGCUAUGAACAAAAUUGAAGGUGACAACAUCAGCGGCGUGUGUUUUGUUGGGCUGUACGACGUUCACGCUCUUCGCUGGUUCGUGCUGGCGCCGUUGUGUCUGGACGUUCUGGUGGGAGUGUCGCUGCUGUUGGUCGGGAUCGUGGCGUUGAACAGGGUCCGAAUGGAGAUCCCUCUGGAGAAGGAGAACCAGGACAAGCUGAUGAAGUUCAUGAUCCGGAUCGGCGUGUUCUCGGUGUUGUAUCUGGUUCCUCUGCUGACCGUGGUGGGGUGUUACCUGUACGAACAGACCUACCGUACAGACUGGGAGGUGACGUGGGUGCAGGAGCACUGUCGAGAAUAUCACAUCCCCUGUCCCUAUCAGGUGGAACAAACCAGUAGGCCUGACCUCGUCCUCUUUCUGAUGAAAUACAUCAUGUUACUGGUGGUUGGCAUCCCAUCAGUGUUCUGGGUGGGCAGUAAGAAGACCUGUUUCGAGUGGGCCGGUUUCUUCCACGGCCGGAGACGUAAAGACAGCGGUGCGGUGAACGAGAGCCGUCAGGUCCUUCAGGAACCAGACUUUGCUCAAUCCCUGCUGCUGCGUGACCCCAACACGCCCAUCAUCAGAAAGUCCCGCGGCACCUCCACCCAGGGCACGUCCACCCACGCCUCCUCCACCCAUCUGGCCACGCUGGACGACGUGAGGAGUAAAGCCAGCAGCGUCCACAGCAAGAUGAGCAGCUAUCACGGGAGCCUGCACCGCUCCAGAGACGACAGGCACACCCCCUCCAGCCACAGAGGCGCGGAGGAACGCCUGCUUUAUGGGAGCACGCCGCGACUCAACGAGCAGCUGACCCGCCACGAAAGCCUCCAUCGACUCGACGGCCAAUCACGACACGGCAGCACGCGGGACUUGAGCAAUGCUCCGCCCACUAACAUCACACGUGCAUCAAGUACAAACCGUGUGGAGGAGGAGGAUGGAGCUUCCGCCUAGCUUUGAGAAGGAAGGCUGAUGGUUCAGCUGUUGUCUUACGUGAUGGGUCACGGCUUCCCGGAGCCGGAAGAUUUUGCAAAACCUCGCCGACUGAGGCUUAAUGCAUGUGUGUAGACAAGGGAGUUGUCGUGAGGAUUUGGUCCAUUAGCGUCGCACACUAAGUGUACUUGAGUAACGAGAUCUGUUUUCUUUGAUACGGGGAAGUUUGGAGAGAUUGCCGGGCAUGUAAGGUGAUGAGGUAGCGCUGCUCUGCCUCCAGCCACGUCAUGCUGAGGACCUUAAAGCUCGACACGGAAAAGUCACUAAACAAUCCUGUUACAUCCAUCACUCGAGCUUUUUUGAUGUGACACGGUUCAGAAGACUGAUGUCUCAUUAAAUAUCAGAUUUCACGAGCCUGAAAGUCAUGAUGGGUAAUAAGAGUCUAAGCAGCCUCUGGCGAGCUAUACUUCAUUCUGACAAAGACUUUGGUCAAAUGUUGACUCAUCAGAAGUACUUUAUGCUCCUCACAGAGACCUGAUGUGAUUUGUCCAGCCGUCUCCGUGAUGGCGGCCUACCUCAUCAGAUCAUCGGCUUUAUAUUCAACCUAAAGGGACAGUUCACCUGAAAAUGGAAAUUCUUUCAUCAUUUAUUCACCCUCACGUCAUUCCUAACCUGUAUGACUUUGUCUCUUCUGCAGAACACAAAAGAAGAUAUUUUGAAGAAUGUUGGGUACCAAACAACUUUGACCCCAAUUGACUUCCAUUGUAUGAACACAAAACCACCUUUUGUUUUGCACAGAAUAAUGACUCAUAUACAGUUUUAAACAAGGAUGAGGGUGAAUAAAUGAUGACAGAAUGUUUAUUUUGGGGUGAACUAUCCCCUCCUGUUGUUGACUGUUUCUCACGUGUACAGAAGUCUUACGCAGGAUUCUUUGUGAUUGGUGCUUUCGUCUGAUGUCAUUCUACACUUUGCUUCGGGCUAAUGCUGUGUUUUUGCAUCCAAAGCUUGUGAAAACGGUUUGAAAUGCUCAAAAUGUGUCUCAACACUUCAGGCAUCAUUCAUGAAACACAAACGAGGCUCAUUUCUGUUCAAUGCAUUUUUAUUUUCCGGUGCCUUGAAUGCAACUGUUUACAUGACGCUUCAUUGAACUAUUUACACAGUUUCGCUCCACUUGUGUUUGUCUACAUUUAUCUAACAGAAAAUGUGUAAAUAAAUACAUGCAAAUAAUCGUUUACUUUUAAGGAGAUUUCUGUGGUUCUCAAUGCCUGAAUGUGUGACUUUUGUGAUGCUUUUGAAUAGCUGUUCCUCCUUCUGCUGUACCGUUUGCCUUUGCUCUCUCUAGCACACUUGAUCUUCAUGUUGAAUUCAUCUUGUGAACUUACUAGAAUGCCGCCUUCAGAUGAGAAAAUACAGAGCACUUUAACUGUGGCUAUCUGUUGAAUGUAUAACCUUAAAGACAUUAUAUCCAGCUUUAUCAUCAUGCCUGAUUUCAAUAAAACUUUUGUAUAAAACAUGA